Stegastes partitus (bicolor damselfish) is the source of this 1032-nucleotide messenger RNA. RefSeq names its product GDNF family receptor alpha 4a (gene gfra4a). Bases 1 to 1032 code for a protein of 343 amino acids. The transcript is spliced from 6 exons. Gene Ontology annotation, biological process: nervous system development. Gene Ontology annotation, molecular function: signaling receptor activity. Gene Ontology annotation, cellular component: signaling receptor complex; external side of plasma membrane. The record is from RefSeq and is a predicted model, not a curated record. NCBI's taxonomy places the organism in Eukaryota, Metazoa, Chordata, Actinopteri, Pomacentridae.
AUGUCUGCACAUUUCCCCUCGAAUCGUAAUAUUCUAGAUGUAUUAGGAAUCAUUUUUCUGUCUCUCUGUCUUGCAGGAGUCCCAUGUCUGGCUCUCUCUGCGGGUGGGAGGGACUGCCUUCGCGCCGGAGACACCUGCUCCAGCGACGACACCUGCAGCCCGCGACUGCGCACCCUCAGGCAGUGCGUGGCCGGGGACGGCAGCGUGAAGCUGGGGCCCGGGGCGCGGAACCAGUGCGAGAACGCCAUGACGGCCCUGCUGUCCACCCCGCUGCACGGCUGCCAAUGUAAACGAGGCAUGAAGAAGGAGAAGAACUGCCUGAGCAUCUACUGGAGCCUGCACCAGUCCGUGCUGCACGGACUGAGCCUGGUGGAGAGCUACCCGUACGAGCCCGAGGAGAGGGGCUCCGACUACGUUCGCCUGGCCUCCAUCGCUGCAGAGUCGGAAGUAACGACGGUGAACCGCUGCCUGGAUGCUGCCAAGGCGUGCAACAUAGAUGAGACGUGUCAGAAGCUUCGUACGGAGUACGUCUCGGCCUGCAUCCAGCCGUCGGCCCGCUCGGGGCCAUGUAACCGACCGAAGUGCAACAAGGCGCUGAGGAAGUUCUUCGACCGUGUUCCCCCCGACUACACCCAUGAGCUGCUGUUUUGUCCCUGCACCGACACGGCCUGCGCAGAGCGCCGCAGGCAAACCAUCGUCCCGUCCUGCUCCUACGAAGACAAAGAGAAGCCCAACUGCCUGGCUCAGCUGCGGAUCUGCAAGGCGGACUACGUGUGCAGGUCUCGCUGGGCACAGUUCCAGUAUGAUUGCCAGCCCUCGGAGCAGAGCGCCAGCGGCUGCAAGCAGGAGAACUACGGAGCAUGUCUACUUGCAUACACCGGCCUGAUAGGAAGCACAAUAACUCCCAACUACCUUGACAACUCCACAUCCAACGUGGGACCGUGGUGCUCCUGCGCAGCCAGCGGCAACCACAGAGAGCAAUGCAACGACUUCCUCACCUUCUUCCACGACAACAUCUGUCUGAGUGAGUAA